Molecule: messenger RNA, 872 nt
Organism: Thamnophis sirtalis
Lineage: Eukaryota; Metazoa; Chordata; Lepidosauria; Squamata; Natricidae
Source: RefSeq, a predicted model, not a curated record
GCCCAAGAGAGACCCCCUUUAUGUACAAUCCUUGGCGCAGCGCCGGAGCGUCGGGAGCCUCGAAUUGCGGCGGCGGCGGCAGCGGCGGCGGCAGGGAAGGCAACCUCAGGUGUCCUGGCGGCGCGCUGCGAAGGAUGAAGGGCUUCCUCCGCUUGGUUUUGGGCUACUUGGCGGCAGAGCUUCUCCCCCCUCUCCUGUGUCGGGCGCAGGAGAAAGUCGGGCAACACCUGGGCAGCAUCGUGAUGCUGUUCGAUUCCGGCGGGAACCACAGCCGGGCGGGCGAGCCGCCACCCGCCGACGCCUCGGAGCCGCCCCCCAGCCCGGAGGCAUGCCGGGGCUACUUCGAUGUGAUGGGCCAGUGGGACGAGGCUUUCAACUGCAGCGUCCGCGGCUACCCGUUCUGCUGUGGCACGUGCGGCUUCCGCUUCUGCUGCCAGGAUCAGAAGAGGCGGUUGGACCAGGACGUCUGCACUAACUACAUCAAGCCCCCCUGGCUGAACGGGCGCAAGAUGACCAACCGGCCCAUGGAUCCGUCCCAUGACCCCACCCGCGACAAGACCAACCUCAUCGUCUACAUCAUCUGCGGGGUGGUUGCUGUUAUGGUUUUGGUGGGCAUCUUCACCAAACUGGGGCUGGAGAAAGCACACCGGCCCCAGCGGGAACACAUGUCCAGAGCUCUGGCUGAUGUGAUGCGACCAGAAGGUGCCUGCACCACCGAUCACAUGGAAACCGAUCUCAACAUUGUGGUUCACAUGCAGCAUUACGAGACCAUGGAGACAAGAGCGCAGGCUAACAACUUACGUAAGUUUGAUGGCGUCGAUGUGUCUCGCUUGGUGGCCUUGUUGGGGUUCCUUAUGCCCGCAAGAGGCUGA